Hyposmocoma kahamanoa is the source of this 6098-nucleotide messenger RNA. RefSeq names its product tat-binding homolog 7-like. Gene Ontology annotation, molecular function: ATP hydrolysis activity; chromatin binding; ATP binding. Gene Ontology annotation, cellular component: nucleus. Gene Ontology annotation, biological process: positive regulation of transcription by RNA polymerase II. NCBI's taxonomy places the organism in Eukaryota, Metazoa, Arthropoda, Insecta, Lepidoptera, Cosmopterigidae. The transcript is spliced from 41 exons. Bases 1 to 6012 code for a protein of 2003 amino acids. The record is from RefSeq and is a predicted model, not a curated record.
AUGGUGAAAACCCGUCGCAGUAACGGAGAGAAUGGGGAGGUUGACGAGGGGAAUGAUACUCUUAACGACGUUGGCAGUGUCUCAGACGAGAAGGCAACUAAUUGGACACAAAGAGAAUUGAGAAGCAGUCAGUAUAAAGUUACUAGGAAAAUACAGCGUUGGCCCAACAAAUAUCGUCAACGCAGAGUGCGUGCCAUCAAGAUGUCUCGUAUCAUGUUCCCUGAAAGUGACACCGAACCAGAGAAGUAUUCUAAGCGUUCUAGAAAAGUGCGCGUAUUCUUUGCCGAAGACAAUGACACGAGCAACCGCAGCGUGACCAUUCGGCGUAGCCGUGGCCCGCGCAAGAAUUACAUCGAGGCGCACGAGACGCAAGAAGACAGCGAAGACAAACCUAUCCAACAAAAUGUGCGCCGCAGCGGUCGCCAGCGCAAGCUCCUACAUCACAACUUCAACGAGAGCUGGAUCACGAACGAGCUCAAAGUUAAAGGAUACCCAGAUUUAUAUGGAUUCGGAGGUUUCAGUUCUUCGGAAGAGUUUACAUCGGGAGACGAGGGCAGAGUUUCCACUAAAAGAUUGACACGCAGCCAUCCUCUACCAGCCAACAUGGACGAAGAUACACAAUUGUCACGACAAAGGCGAACCUCGGCGAGAUUCAGCAACAAAAAGACAGCCAAUGACGCGACGGAAUCAGAUACAGAAGACGAAAACAAUCAAACAGUGAUAGAGAAGAAGCCACCAACCAUUGUGAACAAAGACAGUAAGGCAGACGAGAAGAUGGACGCCGAGACAGAAACAAAAGAUGAACCUAAUAAUGAGGAGCAGCCCGUGAAAGAAGAGGACAAAGAGAGUAAUCAAGCUCCUGCAAGAUCUACUAGAGCUAGAAGAAGAAGACAGAAGAAAGGCAACAGCCAGGAAACAGCGUCAGAAUCGUCAUCAUCGGAAUCAGGCAGCGAGUUGACGCUGACGCGGCAGCCGCGUCGCUCCAAUCGCACCCGGCAAUCGAAACCGACGUUCGUGCAGUUGGGCCAGAGAGAAACACGAGGUAGAGCUAAAACUUUUACAAUCAGAAAGAAACCAUAUUGUUUGAGGGAGAGAAAACCCAAGAUCCUCAGGCGUAAAACAAUUAGAUCACAAUCUCCAACGUCAAGCACAAGUAGCAGCAGUUCAUCGUGUUCGGAUCUAGAGGAAGAUCUUAAUGUGUCCAUGAAAAACAAGUCCAAGGGCAGACAAAAGUCCAAAGCAGUAGACGAGAAGAAGACUGAUAGAGCAUUGAGGGAUAUACAACCGAUCGAAGUUGACGGAAGCGUUCGGUUUUCGUCGGUUGGCGGUUUAGAAGAACACAUAAAAUGCCUACGCGAAAUGGUACUAUUUCCGCUCAUGUACCCAGAUUUGUUUCAAAAGUUUAACACACGACCAGCAAAAGGUGUCCUGUUUCAUGGACCUCCGGGAACAGGCAAGACUCUACUGGCGAGGGCUCUUGCGAAUGAAUGUAGUCUGGUCGGCGGACGGAAGGUGGCUUUCUUUAUGAGAAAAGGAGCUGAUUGCUUGAAGAAAUGGGUCGGGGAGAGCGAGAGGAAUUUGAAACUUUUAUUUCAGCAGGCGAACAAAAUGAAGCCGUCAAUAAUCUUCUUUGAUGAGAUCGAUGCACUGGCGCCGGUGCGCAGCGUACGACAAGAUCAAGUCCACACCAGCGUCGUCGGCACUUUGUUGGCUGAGAUGGAUGGUCUGUGUGACAGGGGCGAAGUAAUAAUAAUAGGGGCUACAAAUCGCCUGGACGCAGUAGAUCCAGCACUGCGUCGCGCAGGGCGUUUCGACCGGGAGUUGCAUUUCCCACCGCCACACGCCUCGGCACGGAGGGAUAUAUUGGAUAUCUAUACAAAGCAUUGGAGCCCGAAGCCUAGCGAGGAGACUUUGUAUCACGUGGCACAAGUUACCAGUGGAUAUGGAGGCUCGGAUCUAAAGGCCCUAUGUUCAGAAUCAGUAUUAAAAGCUCUACGAAGAGUUUAUCCGCAAGUAUACGAAAGUGAACGAGCGUUAUUAAUAGAUGCUAAGAACGUGGAAGUGAUGAAACAGGACAUGCUAGACGCUAUGCGCAGUCUAGUCGCGGCGGGAGCGAGAACUUGCCCGUUGCCGGCCAAAAAGUUGCCGCAGCACUGCGUACCUUUAUUAAACGCACAGUUGCAAGCCGCUACGCAGAUGUUGAACGUUGCUUUCCCUGCUACUGAGGAUCGAAGAACAGGCCAUCAGUACACUCCGCCACCACCGCCACCCCGAGAAAGCGAGCAUGAGAUCGCUCGCCGCAAGCGCAAAGAAGACUACAAGUUGCGAGAACUGAGAAUUUUCUUGAGAGACAUUUGCCGAAAGCUUGCCUCUAAUCGGCGUUUCUACAAGUUUACUAAACCUGUGGAUUUGGAAGAGGUGAAGGACUACUUAGAUAUAAUAAAACAGCCGAUGGAUUUGGAAACAAUGAUGACCAAAGUGGACAUGCACAAGUACUACUGCGCCAAAGAUUUCCUUGACGAUAUUGAUCUCAUAUGCGCUAACGCAUUGGAAUAUAACCCUGACAGAACGUCGUCUGACAAACAAAUUCGGCACGAGGCGUGUUCCUUGCGCGACCAUGCACAUGCACUUAUCGACGUGGAAAUGGACAGUGACUUCGAGCUUGAGUGUCAGGAUAUUGCGAGCAAGAGACGGCAGAAGGGAGAACAAGCUGAUGCCGAUUUGCCAGACUUUAUUUAUACAGCUUCGAAUUUAUCUCAAUUUAACACACCGACUGGCGACAAGAACUGUCAAACUCCACACAACGGCGAGAAGAGUGACUGCCCCUCAUCUAAGCGCAAGCGGAGAAGAAUGAACGCGUGGUCCAAGGGGCAGGUGGCCAAGCGGCCGAAAACUACGCCAAAGAAUUGCAAAGAAACGAGCUUAGUAAUAACAGAUGAAGAAUCAAAAGAGAAUAAGCCUAUCACGUCCACACCUCUUCCUAACGGCGAGGCCAUGACGUCAUCAUCGGGGUCCGACGACGACGCACCGCUCCGUCGGCCGCAGGACGAAAGUGUAUUCAAUAUUACAGCACAGAGCGUCAAUAACCAUGUUUUAGAGAGACUUUUUCUUUGCAGUCCCACAAAGUCGGCAGAAAAGUCGCCGGCGAAAGCAUCACCAAAGAAGAGGAGUUCGGGCCAUGAAGUUCAUAGUGAUAUGGAAAAAGUACUGAUAAACAAGACUGAACUAGACAACGUACUAUACAAGAACACGAAGGCGUUACGCACUAUCGGCCUCGAGGCGUUAAUAGAGCUGCACGCGCAACUUACACGCGCCGUGAACGCGUAUGCAAACGAACGAGACCGCGCGCAGUUGCCGAACGAACUUAGCACCAUUGUUGGCAGAUACGUGCACCAGCUGGCAACGUGUAAAAAGUUUGGGAAAACUACCAUGUUUGAGCUGUUUCAUAGAGAAAACGUGCUUAAAUAUCCAGAACCUGCUGUUGCAAAGAGAAAUAAAUUAUUUGUAAUGGAUUUCGGGAAUCCCAUACUACCCAUUGAAGUUGAUAACAAAGUUCGAUUUUCUUCAAUAGGUGGCCUCAAAAAUCACAUACGAUGUCUCCGAGAAAUGGUCUUGUUUCCGCUUAUGUAUCCAGAAUUGUUCCGCAAAUUCAAUUCACGACCAGCGAAAGGUGUUUUGUUUCAUGGUCCCCCGGGCACGGGGAAGACGCUACUCGCGAGAGCUCUGGCCAACGAAUGUAGCCUGAUAGGAGGACGAAAGGUGUCCUUUUUUAUGAGGAAAGGAGCUGAUGUCAUGAACAGGUAUUAUGGCGAGAGUGAGAGGAAUUUGAGAUUGUUGUUUCGACAGGCAAGUAAAAUGAAGCCGUCUAUAAUAUUCUUUGACGAAGUGGAUGCUUUGGCUCCAAUUCGAAAUACUAGAGAUGGGCAGACACAUGCUAGCGUGGUUGCAACGCUGCUUGCUGAAAUGGACGGCCUUUGCGACAGAGGUGAGAUAAUAGUAAUAGGCGCGACAAAUCGUCCAGAUGCGAUGGAUCCAGCGGUCCGUCGAGCGGGACGAUUCGACAGAGAGCUAUACUUCCCACCACCGGAACACGAUGCAAGAAAGGAAAUCUUUCAGAUUCACACUAAAGAUUGGUCACCGUCUUUUAGCGAAACGACUUUGGAUCAGAUCGCCACGAUGACGACUGGAUAUCUUGGUUCUGACAUAAAAGUAUUGUGCUCUGAAGCAGUUUUAAAAGCAGUUAAAAGAGUUUAUCCUCAGAUCUAUGAGACUGAACACAAACUUUUGGUUGAUGCAAGAAACGUUCAAGUGACUAUGGAAGAUAUCCAGGCAGCGAUAGAUGAGGUGCUUCCAUCGGGAAACCGAAGCUGUCCUAUAGUUGUCCACAGUCUGCCACCAUACUGCGCGCCGUUGUUGCAAGCCCAGCUUGAUGCUGCAGCGAUAUUACUGAGAAAUGCCUUUCCUCCUCCUGGGGAAAGAAGUUCAGGUGUGUUCCUGGUUUGCGGAGAAUGUGCAGAAACUCAUUUCGUGCCCGCUCUUUUAGCCCAGUUAGAUCAUUGCUUGGUGAAAGAGCUAAGUGUCGCCACUUUACAUUCGGGGCGUUACAACUCUCCACAACAGGCGGUUAUUUCUGUGUUUGCAGACUGCCGUCUCUCUGAUCGAGCUUGCGUGAUCUUCGUUCCUGAUCUCUUGACUAUCUGUAGUACUGCAGAGAGCAAACAAGGAGCUGUGAUUUUACAACAGAUGUGGAAGACGAGACCGGUUGGGGACAAGACGCUGCUACUUGCCACUUGUAGUGACUUUGAGAAACUGCCACAAGAGCUGCAAGACAUAUUUCCUGCUUAUAAAGACUGCAUAUACAGAGUGCGCAUGCCAACUGAUUCUGAAGUGUUGAAUUUUCUCCAGCCUGUCAUGACGGAGUUGCCUUUAGUUCCGCCCAUCGUGUAUAAGAAGGAAAUGUAUCCUGAGUUACCUCGAGCUCCAGAAAAACCUGGUGAGAAUCCGGAACAGAUGGAACGGCGUAGGCGCCAUGAGUACGAGAACUUGCAGCUGAUGAAGGUUACGCUUCGCUGCAUUUGCAGGACGCUGUCAGCAGAUCGCCGUUUCUACAAGUUCACUAUGCCUGUCAAUUUGGACAUUGUGAAAGACUAUUUAGACGUGAUAAAGAAGCCAAUGGAUCUCCAAACGUUGUUAAGUAAGAUUGACUUGCAAAGAUGUUACUGCGCAAAAGAUUUCCUUGACGAUGUAGAUCUUAUUUGCGCUAAUUCGUUGCAAUACAAUUUGGACAGACAAUCUACUGAGAAGCGACAUCGUCAAGAUGUUUGUGCGUUGCAUUCAGACGCAUAUGCGUUGGUGGCAGAAGAAGUCGACACAAAUCUGGAGCUAGAAUGCCAGAUCAUCGCAAGGAGACGAGGGGAGACAGGCUUUGAUAGUGACGAUUUCAACUAUAAUGAUUAUAUUUAUUUUUCUAAAUUAGGUAGUACAUAUAAUCCGCCAUUUGCGAUAAAAGACGGAAAAAACAAAGGAGAAAGGAAGAGCUGCAAACGCCGAACAGAUAUUUAUUAUAAAGAAGAUAGUGUUCGAAAACGACCAAGGACUGCCCUAAUAUGUAAUCUGACCACAGAAGAGAGCAAAGUUGAAGGAACGACAUCCAGCCCCAACCCGCAGUUCCCCCACCAACCGCACAACCCGGAUAAUGAAAACAAACUGAUACCAAUAAAUAAUGACAAACAUCCCAUUAUUAAUUGCGAAAUAGGAAAGAAGAACUCUAUAACUGACAAGCAAAAUGAUGGUUUUGAAAAUACAAAAGUAAUGAUAAACAAAGCCGAGCUCGACAUGCUUUUAAACAACAACAUAGAUAGACUCCGUAGCAUUGGUAUAAAAGCGUUAUUAGAGCUACACUCUCAAUUGAGUCGUGUAGUUCACGCUUAUGCGUCUACGAAUGAACGUACUCGUUUGCCCACUGAAUUAGGUGCUAUUGUGACUAGGUUUAUGCAACUUGGUAAAUUGUGAUAGGUCUUCCGGUUAUUUGUUAACUUGUUAUAAACUAAUAAUUGAAAGGCAAUAUUUAAAAACAUAAUUAAAGUUUAGUAAUUUAU